Giardia duodenalis is the source of this 2406-nucleotide messenger RNA. RefSeq lists its product as uncharacterized. The coding region runs from base 1 to 2406 and encodes 801 amino acids. The record is from RefSeq and is a predicted model, not a curated record. The transcript has a single exon. NCBI's taxonomy places the organism in Eukaryota, Fornicata, Diplomonadida, Hexamitidae.
AUGCUAAAUUCGCUCACUGAAGCUGAUGUAUGUGAUAGAGGAUAUUGCACUAGAAUUGUUUCGGAGCUUUGGACAUUAGAACAAGGUGCCUGUGGCGACAGAGAGUAUCUUUUUCUAUGCAGGCUGCUCCUUGAGCCAUCGUGCAUUACACAGGUGGAUUCAUCAGGUGAUUCAACUACGCAAUUGUGUGGUUUGACACAGGAUCCGUUUUGUAGAGAGUUAGCCUCUAAAGCUUUGUCACUGUUGCUGCGGCACGGCUAUUUAAGGAGUUUUUUGCGAACUUUGCGAGGCGUCCCCACUCCACAUAGAUGCGAACUGCUAGCGUUGUUGUGUUCCUUCCCAUGCAUUCAGGAGCAUGUGGUCACGCCCAUGGUCAUGGAGAUGUGGGCUAUAGACCGGGCCAUGACCCUUAGAGCGAUAAUUCAGUUGGGCUAUAACGCUCGGCGGCACGCCACCAAGCCGAUCCUUGAUCUUCUUGACCCGAGCACUUCUUACAAUCACACUAUCACUUAUGCACAACAAGACCUCGUGGCCACCGCCCUCAUCAAACUCUUUGCGUUCCGCCAUCUAUGCUCUGUCAUCAAAGACGAGCGAGGUGAAGUAGCUGAUAGGAGUUUCAGAGUAGCGUGUCUGCAGGCACUAGCUCGUGAUAUAAAGAUAAAUGCCUCUAGCUGCGAUGUUUGCGCGACUAGCGAGUUUCCAUGCUCAAUCGAGUGUCCCUACAACUGCAAGAUUACAAUCUCUGACACAUCCGGGUGUACGUAUACCAUCACUGAUGACACAAUUGUUCUUUGCUACGAAGAGCUGUGUCUUUAUCUCGAACUUCUCCAUGAAAAGCUGGCCAUAUGUGAGAAUGCUGUCUGGAGGAGCUUAGAAGGUCCAUCUUCCCACAAGGCACAUCUGACAACAUCACCCUCAGAAAGCCGUCGUGCAUCCUCUCGCACUUCGAGAGCAAACUCUCUUCAUCUAGGAGAUCUCGACAUUACUAAGCAUACUACGAACGUGUCUGCGAGUCAAUCCAUGAAUGAUGAGCAGCUAGAUCGGUCUGAAAAGCGUUUGACCUCCUCUUUCUGUCAACUGAGAACGCUGUCCGAUAAAACGUACUUGUUGUUACUUACCUCUUUGAAGUCAUCUAUGCAAUCAUCUAACGAAGGAGUCGUGUCAUCUGCCAUCUCUGCCAUGACAAGCAUCCUUUGUUCUCUAGCAGACUCCUCAUCAACGAGUACAAGUAGUGCACGCGUGUAUAAGCGGCUACAGUCUAUACAUGCUAUCCAGUUUAUAGAAUGUGUACUGGAUGCAAUCUUCCACCCAUCUGAUUCUGUGAAGGAAGUUGCUGUUAUCAGCCUGGGAUUACUUCUUGUUAGAUACUUACAAUACGUUCACAAAACAGUGGCCAUGGGCCUUUUUUAUUCUAUUCUAAAUCUUUCUACUACUAACCAACACCCAAAGGUGCGAAAUUUUUGUCUUUUGACGAUAAAGUAUGUGUACUCCAAUGUUAGUAUAAGCCCGCAAGACCUGCUACUCAAGCAGGAAGAUGUCCAGCAUUUCAUAACCUUGUUCUCCUCUGCCUCGUCAUCAAAACUUUUGGUUGCAGAGUGCAUUUGUCUCACGAAUCGGGAGGGUCGCCAAUUUCUUAUGCAAACUGCUCGGCAAGAUAUCAACGCUAGAAACAGAGUGCUUUGCAUCAAUGCAUUGAAGUGCUUUGCCAUUGCCGCCGUGGAGGAGGACGAGCUGAUAGACUUGAAGCACUGCUUGGCCAGUCUCCUGGCUGACUCCAGCGCCCUUGUGCAGGCUAGCGCCCUCGAUCUCUACGGACACCUAUACUUUCUUGUGACCAGCGAACCUUCUGAAGAGCUUAGUCAGGCAGGUGCGCGCGCUUCGACAUCAAUACUAUCAGAUCUAUCUUCCAUUGACAAGCAGCAUCUUAUGAGGUUUACAGCCACCCCUAUUAUUACCACUAAAUCCUUCUCUACUACCAUUAGUGAGAAACUGAGGGAUGUGCACUUUUACCUUAAUGCCGAUCUCCUUGGUUCUCUUCUCAAGGUACUGCAGGAUUACGUCAGUCCCAAUAUAGUUUGCGCACUUCUGGUAGAUGGCAUAUUGCUUCAUAAGAAACGGGAAAAGGUACUGCUCCCUCUUUUAGACCUAUUCUCUGUCUAUCAACCGGAUAAUAUUCGGGGUUACAUCACUCUCUAUCAUGACACAGUAGAGGUCCAAAUAUACAAGUUAUUCGACAAGAGGUUCCCGUACGAUUCAUCGGAAGUGAUAGAGUAUGCCGUUGGCUUGAUUGCGAAGGACAGUAAUUUGAUUUCGAUGGUAAUGACUCUAUCAAAAAGACGCACCGGUUCGCAAAUCUUCGCAGAUUGGUGUCGUAGAAUACUUCAACUAAUGGAAGAAGUUAUCUAG